Portunus trituberculatus (swimming crab) is the source of this 1448-nucleotide messenger RNA. Its product is annotated as galanin receptor 2a-like. Gene Ontology annotation, biological process: G protein-coupled receptor signaling pathway. Lineage: Eukaryota; Metazoa; Arthropoda; Malacostraca; Decapoda; Portunidae. Bases 197 to 1414 code for a protein of 405 amino acids. Gene Ontology annotation, cellular component: plasma membrane. The transcript is spliced from 8 exons. The record is from RefSeq and is a predicted model, not a curated record. Gene Ontology annotation, molecular function: neuropeptide Y receptor activity.
UCCUCCUCCUCCUCCUCCUCCUCCUCCUCCUCUUCCUCCUUCCUCCUCCUCCAAUGACAGUCUUUCCAUCACCAUUGCAGAUCCUUAUGACCUUCAAUAUCCUUGGAGGGAAAUUCCCUAUUUUUACCUACACAUUACAACUUACCUGGUGACGCUCGUGUUUGGAGUGUUGGGCAACGUGGCUGUGAUUGUCCUUAUGGCAGGCGAUCGCAAGUCACGCAACACCACCAACAUGUUCCUGGUGUCCCUGAGCGUGGCUGACCUGCUGAUGCUGCUGCUGUGUGUGCCGCUCAAGACUGUGUACUUCUUCGUGGUGCUGUGGGAUUCUGGCGGCGCGGCGUGCAAAGUUGCCAACUACGUGAUGAUGCUUUCCUUCACCGCCAGUGUGCUCAACCUGACGGCAGUCAGUCUGGAGAGGUUCAUCGUCAUUGUGUUCCCCAUGCGGUCAAGGUCACUGUGUACGAUGAGCAACUGCAGGAGGUCAGUGGUGGUGGUGUGGGUGACCUCGCUUCUCCUAGCCAGCCCUGUUGUCUUCGUUAUGCGAAUGAGCACCGUCGUUUACAUGGACCCGGCCAGAACAGUGCGGGUGACAGCGUAUUACUGCCAGAAGAUGGAUUCCCUAGCCUUUGUGACCUACCAGCUGUCCAUCCUGUUCGUGGUGCCCGCCCUGCUGAUGAUCGUCUUCUACGCAGCCGUCAUAAGGGAGCUCUGGCGGUCCACGAAGACUAUAAGAGUGCUGACUAAUUCUUCUUCUGCUCGUGGGGCAGAAACCUACUACCUUCAAACAAGAGGGCGUGAAUUGACAGCAGGAAGACUGAAAGGAAGAAACGGGCGAGGUUUUGCCAGCGAUUCUGCUUACAAUAGUUCUGCCUCUCUCUACGUGCCCCAGCCCCUCCCGAGGUCCCGCACGCCUUCGCCAGGUGGAAGGUGCCUGCAGAGAAAGAGGGAGAAGGGAGAGGAUGUGAAGAAGGCGAGGAAGCAGGUGAUCAAGAUGCUGAUAGUGGUGGUGGUGCUGUUUCUGCUGUGCUGGGGACCGAGCAUCAUCAUGGGCGUGUGUAUCAAUCUGGGGCUUAUUCAGUUUAACGAGGUCUUCUACAACUUCAACAUCAUCUUCGUUCUGCUUCCCUUCAUUCACUGCUGCAUCAACCCCAUUAUCUACUGCUCUAUGUCUAAAAACUUCCGUAGAGCAGUCAAACAGUACAUCCCCUGCUCCCGCGCUACUGCUACUACUACUUCUACCUGCUGUAUGUCUCUCCACUGCUGCUCCACCGACGCCCCUCCACCUGGCCCACUAAGAAGGGUGGUGGAGAGAGCGUGUAUUCUUCCUACUCUCCAGAAAUCACUACAAGACACACUGAUGUUGAAAAUGUGUCAAAUAUGUGAGGGUUUUGUGUGCUGUGGUGCUGUGGUGUGAUUGGGGUGUGUUUAGGGUGUGUUUGGGUGUGAUU